UCGAAAGACAGUGAGUGAGCAAUGGGCCCAUUAAGAUGACUCUAUCGCCCAUCAGUGGAAACCUUGCAUUCUAAUUCCUUCGCGCUCGCCUCACGAUGGCCGCCAAUUUCAUCCCGCGCCGGAUCUUCCCGCACUAUGCCACCAUCCCCAGGUCUUACUUCUUAGGCCAUCACCGAGCCGGUUUGCAAAAGAUGAAAUCUAUGCUGUCUCACAUUGACUACGUUGUUGAAUGUCGGGAUUAUCGCGCACCUUUUACGUCCAUUAAUCCAAUGUUCGAGGAGGCACUUGGAGAGAAAAGACGGUUGAUUGUUUAUACAAAGAGAGAUCUGGGCAACGGUCCCGAUUUGUCUGCGCGGCAACAGACCGAGAAAAAGAUCCGAGACUUCGAUAACGAUAGCGCCGUGUUUUUUGUCAGCUCAUCCUCGCGACAGGAUACGAGACCGAUUAUCAAACAUCUGCAAACCGAUGCACACGGACCGGAUAAGCUCGUCGGAUGUCGUGUGAUGGUUGUGGGGAUGCCGAAUGUCGGGAAGUCGACUUUGAUCAACAACCUGCGCAAUCAAGGCGUGGGGAAAGCAAAAGCCGUGCAAACCGGCGGUCAGCCGGGUAUAACUAGAAAGAUAGGAACGCCUAUCAAGAUCAUAGAGAGGGAAAAUGGAUCCCAUGUCUACGUGCUCGACACUCCUGGCGUUUUCAUGCCUUUCGUACCGGAUGCGGAGAAAAUGCUCAAACUCGCUCUCUGCGGGUGCGUCAAGGAUGCUGUUAUUCCGCCCGUCACAUUGGCCGAUUACCUGUUGUAUCAGGUCAAUUUGCACGAUUCCCUGGCUUACCAGCGCUGGUCGGAGCCAACGAAUGACAUCAUGUUGCUUACUGACCGGUUCGCGCGACAGACCGGUCAUCUCUCGAAGGGGGGCAUAGCUAACGUCGAUGCCGCGGCUCUUCAUCUCAUCCAGAAGUGGAGGGCUGGUGAUCUGGGAAGAUUCAUACUUGAUGAUCUGGAAGAGGAAGCGCGCCGACUCCGGGAAGAGACAAUGGACACAGCCAGUAUAAGUGUCUCUCAGGCGCUCAAAGCAGAACGAAUGGCCAGGAAGCGUCGCGCGAAAGAGGCCAGGAGUAAGUUAUAGAAUAGUGUCUUGCUUAUAUAUAAUUCAUAGAUAUAAAAUGUAAUUAAAAGA
Monascus purpureus is the source of this 1175-nucleotide messenger RNA. The record is from the annotation of a GenBank genome assembly. NCBI's taxonomy places the organism in Eukaryota, Fungi, Ascomycota, Eurotiomycetes, Eurotiales, Aspergillaceae.